Salvelinus namaycush (lake trout) is the source of this 423-nucleotide messenger RNA. Its product is annotated as growth/differentiation factor 8-like. Lineage: Eukaryota; Metazoa; Chordata; Actinopteri; Salmoniformes; Salmonidae. The coding region runs from base 1 to 423 and encodes 140 amino acids. The transcript is spliced from 2 exons. Gene Ontology annotation, molecular function: cytokine activity; growth factor activity. Gene Ontology annotation, biological process: SMAD protein signal transduction. Gene Ontology annotation, cellular component: extracellular region. The record is from RefSeq and is a predicted model, not a curated record.
AUGGGCGCUUCUGUCUUCAAGAACAUGGGCCUAAAGCAACCCUUCAUGGAGGUGAAGAUAUUGGAGAACCUAAAGCGUUCCCAGAGGGACUCAGCCCUGGACUGUGAUGAGGAGUCCUCAGAGACGCUGUGUUGCCGCUACCCCCUCACCGUCGACUUUGAGGCCUUUGGCUGGGACUGGAUCAUUGCCCCCAAACGCUACAAGGCCAACUACUGUUCUGGAGAGUGUGAGUACAUGCACCUCCAGAAGUACCCCCACACUCACCUGGUGAACAAGGCUAAUGCCCGGGGUACCACAGGGCCCUGUUGUACUCCAACUAAGAUGUCCCCCAUGCUCUACUUCAACCGCAUGGAGCAGAUCAUUUAUGGGAAGAUACCAUCUAUGGUGGUGGACCACUGUGGCUGCUCCUGGGAGGGAGGAUGA